Molecule: messenger RNA, 993 nt
Organism: Trypanosoma conorhini
Lineage: Eukaryota; Euglenozoa; Kinetoplastea; Trypanosomatida; Trypanosomatidae
Product: putative cysteine synthase
Exons: 1
Coding region: 1-993 (330 amino acids)
Cellular component (GO): cytoplasm
Molecular function (GO): cysteine synthase activity
Source: RefSeq, a predicted model, not a curated record
AUGACACGGCAGGUGUUUGACCGGCGGAACAACGUGGCCCCCUCCAUGGACGCCCUCAUCGGCGACACGCCGGCGGUGUACCUCACAAAGAUGAACAACACGGCGGCGAAGAUUGUGCUGAAGCUCGAGUCGCUCAACCCCAUGACCUCCGUGAAGGACCGCCUCGCCUACGCCGUGUACGAGAAGGCGGAGCGGGACGGGAAGCUGAUCCCCGGCAGGAGCGUCGUUGUGGAGGCGACGAGCGGCAAUACGGGGAUUGCGCUCGCCCAGCUCGGCGCGAUACGCGGGUACAAGGUGAUCAUCAUCAUGCCCGAGUCCAUGUCGAUCGAGCGGCGGUGCCUGAUGCGGAUUUUCGGGGCGGAGCUGCUCCUCACCCCGGCGGCCUUAGACAUGAAGGGGUCGCUGGCGCUGGCGCACCGCAUCGUGGGCAGCAACCCCGACGCCGUGCUGGUGGACCAGUUCUCCACAAAGUACAACGCCCAGGCCCACCAGGAGACCACUGGGCCGGAGAUUUGGCGGCAGACGCAGGGGCAGGUCGACUGCUUCGUGGCCGGCGUGGGGACCGGCGGGACGCUGACGGGGGUGGCGCGCUACCUCAAGUCGGUGGGCUGCGGCGCCACGAUAGUCGCGGUCGAGCCCGCCGAGUCGCCCGUCCUCGCCGGCGGCAAGCCGGGGCCGCACCGGAUUCAGGGCAUCGGCGCCGGCUUCGUCCCGCAGGUGCUGGAGGGGGCGCUGGUGGACGAGGUGAUCCAAGUCCCCAGCGACGCGGCCAUCGAUGUCGCCCAGCGGCUCCCCCGCGAAGAAGGCAUCUUCUGCGGCAUCUCCGGCGGCGCCAACGUCUACGCGGCGCUGCAGAUCGCGCGGCGGCCGGACAUGGCGGGGAAGACGAUCGUCACCAUCAUCCCCUCCUUCGGCGAGCGCUACCUCUCCACCGCCCUCUACACCUCCGUCAAGGAGGAGGUGACGGCGCUCCCCGUGGAGUCCGAGGUCUGA